Messenger RNA from Chenopodium quinoa (quinoa), 1648 nucleotides. RefSeq lists its product as uncharacterized. Lineage: Eukaryota; Viridiplantae; Streptophyta; Magnoliopsida; Caryophyllales; Amaranthaceae. The record is from RefSeq and is a predicted model, not a curated record. Gene Ontology annotation, cellular component: membrane. Gene Ontology annotation, molecular function: glycosyltransferase activity. The transcript is spliced from 2 exons. The coding region runs from base 212 to 1387 and encodes 391 amino acids.
AGAUACCUUUCCCAAUUAGCCAAAAUUCUUCAUCUUUAAACCCUCUUCAUACCUGCUUUUCCUUCUAAUAAUUAAAAACAUAUGAAUGAUUAUUAAUCUUUCCUUAAUUAAUCUUAAUUAAUGGUAUAUGAUUAGAAGAAACCCUUUUCUAGUCCCUUCAAAAACCUUCUUAUAAUCCUAUAACUUUUUCUCUGUUUCAUUCAUAUAAAUCAUGAAUGAUCAAAAACAGAACAAUAGAUCAUUUUUACUAGUAAAACUCAUUUAUGCUCAUCUAAAUCACCUCAAAUCAUGUUGUUUUUCAAUCGUAUUACUCGUUUUUACCAUAACUUUAAUACUCACCCUAGCAUACUACUCACAUAGAUUCCCCCUCCAUAACAUAAACAUUAUUACUAUACAAACACCACAAAAACUCCAUGCUCUUAACACCCCUUUAUCACCAAGUGCAUCAAAAAACAACUCGUACGAGGACAACCACGCAAUCGAAUCAUACCCUAUUCACAAGUCUUCGAGCGAUGAAGAGUUGAUGAGGAGGGCAUCAAACGUUACAAGAAUGGAAAAUUUUGGGGUGCCUAAGAUUGCUUUUAUGUUUUUGAUCAAAGGAUCACUUCCUUUGGCACCUCUUUGGGAAAAAUUGUUUAAAGGACAUGAAAGAUUAUACACAAUUUAUGUUCAUUCUGAUCCUUCUUACAAAUCUUCAGCUGAAUUGAAUUCUGGGGUGUUUCGUGGCCGCAUGAUUCCUAGCAAGAAAGUAGAAUGGGGAAAGUUCAACAUGAUUGAGGCAGAAUUGCGCUUACUAGCAAACGCUCUACAAGACGUUUCAAACCAAAGAUUUGUUCUUCUCUCGGAAACUUGCAUCCCUCUCUUCAACUUUUCAACUAUCUAUUCUUACCUUAUAAAUUCCACACAAAGUUACGUCCAAGCCUAUGACAAAAGUGGUCCAGCAGCAAGGGGCCGGUACAAGCACCGUCUUGGUCCAAACAUCACGGUCCAAGACUGGCGAAAAGGGUCUCAGUGGUUUGAGAUGGACCGCGAGUUAGCCAUCAAGGUCAUGUCUGAUCAACGUUACUUCUUGUCAUUCAAGGGAGCAUGCCUUAAGUCUGCAUGCUAUGCCGAUGAGCAUUACUUGCCUACUUGGAUGAACAUGAAUGCUGGACAAAGAAACUCGAAUCGAAGCAUAACUUGGGUUAAUUGGUCCAAGGGUGGAUGUCACCCUACUAAGUAUGACAGAAUUCAUAUUACAGGUGAGUUUUUGAAGAAGUUAAGGAAUUGGAAGACUUGUCAAUAUAAUGGGAAGAAAACCAACAUUUGCUUCUUGUUCGCAAGAAAAUUCAUGCCUAAAACGUUAAAUAGGCUACUAAUGUUGGCACCCCUAAUUAUGGGCUUUUAGACAUGUAUUAUUGCUAGAUCUCUUGCUCACAAAAAAAUUGAAAAAAAAAAAUCUCUUACUGGUUGACAAUAUGUUAUUUUUUUCAAAGUAGAUAUAUACUACAUCUUGUUAGAAGAUAAAUAUGAAUGCCUAUAAUUAUUUGAUUUGAUUUCACAAUGUUCACACAAGUCCAAAGACUUGUGAACUUGUGUGGCAUUAUAUGUAAAACUCUUGGCUAUAUAAGCCAUGUUACCGGAGCAAUAUACAUAAUCAAUUUCUCCA